AUGAAGCUCAUUUGGUCGCCAGAAACUGCCUCAAAAGCUUACAUAGACACUGUGAAAUCAUGUGAGAAACCUAGAGAAUCCGGGGUUCCCGAGUUUCUCUCUGCCAUGGCGGCCGGCUGGGACGCGAAGCUGAUUGUGGAAUCCUGGUCCCACGGCACUCCAAUAGCCACAAGUCUCGGCCUUGCCAUGGCAGCACGCCACACGGGCGGACGACACGUUUGCAUAGUCCCGGAUGAAAGGUCGAGAUUGGAGUACAUAAAGGCAACGAGAAAUGCCGGGGUUAUGCCCGAAGUGGUAGUUGGGGAGGAGGCCACGGUGGCGGUGUUGGCGGGUGUGGAUUUUCUGGUGGUGGAUUGCAAGCGGAAGGACUUCACUAGGGUUUUGAGGAGGGCUAAGGUGAGCCCUAGAGGGGCGGUUUUUGCAUGCAAGAACGCAAGCCAAAGAAACUUAUCUGGAUUCAGAUGGCACGGUGUGGUUGAGAGGGGGACACGUGUCGUGAGGUCAGUGUUUUUGCCUGUUGGAAAAGGGUUGGAUAUUGCUUAUCUAGGGUAUGGUGGUGGAAGCGCUAGUGUAGGAUCAUCAAUCAAGAAGGGUCCCAGCCGUUGGAUCAAGCAUAUUGAUCAAAAAUCAGGGGAGGAGCACUUGUUUCGGGAGUGA
This is a messenger RNA of Prunus armeniaca (apricot), 657 nucleotides long. The record is from the annotation of a GenBank genome assembly. NCBI's taxonomy places the organism in Eukaryota, Viridiplantae, Streptophyta, Magnoliopsida, Rosales, Rosaceae.